AUGAAGUGGUUCACCUACGUCCUGCUCUUUACCGGCGCCCUCGCGGCUGCUGUCCCCAUUGCGGAGGACACCCCGAAGGGACCGCCUGGACACCACGACCCGAAGCCUCCCAAGGGUCCCGAUCACGGGCCUCCACCGCCGCCACCACCACCACCUCAUGGCCCUCCGGCCAUCCGUGAUGAGGACAAGAAGAAACCGCAUCCGAAGCCGGAGCCGCCAAAGGGCCAUCCACCCCCUCCUCCUCCACAUGGACCUCCAGCUGCCCGUGACGGCGAUGAUGAUGACAAGAAAAAACCCCACCACCCGAAGCCUCCGAAGGAGCAUCGGCCACCUCCCCCUCCCAAGGGUCCCCCGACUGCUCGCGACGAAGACGACGAAGACAAGAAGAAGCCUCACCAUGAUCCGAAGCCGCCUAAGGAGCAUGGGCCGCCACCGCCCCCUCCUCAUGGCCCUCCAGCCAUCCGCGAUGAGGACAAGAAGAAGCCUCAUCCUGAGCCUCCCAAGGGCCCGAAGCCUCCCAAGGGGCCAAAGCCGCCUAAGGGUCAGCCUCCUUCAGAGGACGAGGAGUAA
Molecule: messenger RNA, 570 nt
Organism: Trematosphaeria pertusa
Lineage: Eukaryota; Fungi; Ascomycota; Dothideomycetes; Pleosporales; Trematosphaeriaceae
Exons: 1
Coding region: 1-570 (189 amino acids)
Source: RefSeq, a predicted model, not a curated record